Messenger RNA from Clupea harengus (Atlantic herring), 8176 nucleotides. It is a transcript of the gene ttll2, whose product is annotated as tubulin tyrosine ligase-like family, member 2. Gene Ontology annotation, molecular function: tubulin binding; tubulin-glutamic acid ligase activity. The record is from RefSeq and is a predicted model, not a curated record. Lineage: Eukaryota; Metazoa; Chordata; Actinopteri; Clupeiformes; Clupeidae. Gene Ontology annotation, cellular component: ciliary basal body. Gene Ontology annotation, biological process: protein polyglutamylation; microtubule cytoskeleton organization.
CAGUGUAUCGCCGAAAAAACCAAAACAAUGCCUUUGUACUGUUUUUUAUAGAGCUAGGAUUAGACUUGUUGAACAUAGCUAGUCCUAUUCUGUCCAACCUAUGAUGGAUAAUAUGAUGUAACAAACUCCUGAGACAUGCGAUAAAUGUAGUCAGUUUGUUCUAAACAUUUUUGUUGGGGCUAGAGGCCAUAACUAGUCAUGUUUUCCUGCAUUGAUCUGAUGUCAACAGAAAGAAAAAAAACAUUUGAAAAGUCGGAAUAUGCAAUAUCUGCACUUCUCAAUGUCCUUUCCACAGCUGCAGUGACAAACCUGUCCUGUAUAAUGGGUUUACUCGUAUGGAGACCUCAUCCAAACCAGAUGACGGCCUUCUUUGUGUUCCCUUCUCUUUGGGGAAUGGCUGAUGCUAUAUGGCAGACACAAACCAAUGGUAAGUAUAGUAAUUUACUCUGACAACAUACCGAGGCCCUACAGACAAUGCUCAUAUUUAUCAAAGACUGUUCACUACAAAACAUAAACACUUAAAAUACACUUACAUUUCCCUUUUUUUGCUCCUGAAACUACCCCAAAACCCUUCAUUUAUAUUAAGAGGUUCUUAAUUUGCAAACUUGAGAUAAUCAAAAAAAGAUUAAGGAGCUGCGUGUUUACAGAUUGAAGGCAAUAUCUUAAUUAUUCUUUAAUGACAGAUACCUGAAAUGCAAAGUUCAAGGUUUAUUUCAAGGCCCUACUCAAAAGGUGGCUGUUGACUUUGUAUAGCCUACCUACGUGAGCCAUUUUUGUAUAUACAAACAUAAGUGUAAACACUAGAACAAGAGUAUUGUUGGAAAUUGAUGCAUUUUAAAAUGCACGCUUUCACAGUACGACAUUGCCAGCUAUAUCACCAAAAGACACCACUUAGUACACUAGCAAGCUUUUAAUCAGUGCCAAACUCAAGGUAUUUGCAAAGUUUUUGCAUGCUAUCGAAGUAGUUAACUAACUAGUUUUAGCCCAAAACUUCUUACAGCUGCUUAAGAUUAGAGCAAUAUUUUGUGUGUUUUGCUUAUACAAACAAUACAGUUCAGCACAGAAUCACUAUGUAUAGGUUAGUAAAAGUAAAAGUAGAGAAAAAAAAAACACAAGCGAUUAUUUACAUAUUUUGAUCACUGCAUGUUAUACAUUCAGGAGUAUUGUAUCAUUUGUAUAAAAAUACCAUAAUUAAAUAUUUGGAAAUUCGGGUAAAAAAAGAAGAGCAUUUUCAACUGUUAUUUAAGUGCUUUGUUGCUUAAAAAACUUCAAUCUGUGCACAAAUCUACUUAAUUUUACCACUAAAAUCAGUAUUAUUUUGACGGAUAGUUUAAGGAGUAAAUUAACGAGUUCUGUUUUGUAGUAUGUUAGAGUUAGAACAUAAUGGACAAGUUGCCAGGAAAGUUUUAAAUCUCUCUGAAAGAGUGUGUGCUGGGCGGAUUGUGUAGUCAUGCUUAUGCUUUGUUAUUUCUUCUCAGUUCUUUAUGGAGUCCUCUUCAAUUACCAGAAAGGAGCAGCAUUUGCCAACUACCGCCUGUGGGAGUCGCUGGGCUGCGCAUUUUCCUUUGCGCUCAGUAACUUCGUUUGUGUGGAAAUUAAGUUAUACAUACUUAUUGUUGUUCUCGUACUUGGAAUUGUGUUGUACGCUUUGGUGGAAUACAUAGAGAGCCAAUGCGAACGAUUCGAAUUUAACACAGAUAGUUCAAGUGAUAACUCACCGCCAAAAGAAACUAAUUUAUAGGCUCCUUCUCACGUAUUUUAAAAUAAUUGUACGUUAAACGUAAACAUUUAGGUGUUAGGCCCUCCGUAAGUGUUUUGUCUGUGCUUAGCCUUAUAAAAUACGCUGGCUUUUACUUAAUAAACAAAAAACAAACAAACAAAAAAACCUAAAAUGCUUUGUUUUGUGCCUUUUUGGAUUUCAAUACCUUACAAUUCCCGUCAGUCAAUGGAUGCGUAAAGCCCAAAAGUAGGCUAACCACGGUUUACUGCCGCACGACGCUGUUCUUUAGAAUGAACCGUUUCAAAUAUUCAGACCCUUUACUUCCGUAAGAGCGCGAUGCCCUUGGUAUCUUAGCAACACAAAUAUGACAAGUGCGGAUGAUACAGAGGCAGUGAGAGACAGCAGGGCAGACGGAUCGAGGUGACGGGUGUGCGCCCUGUCAGCAUCAGACACUAAACACCUUAGCUUAAAAUGGCUGCUGGUGUGUGUGGCACUGAACCUUUGGUGUUUCGCCUUCAGGAGGGGGCACCUGAGCUUGUGCGAGAGGUGCUUUUGGAGAGAGGGUGGGAGGAGUUUGAAGAACAACGGCAGGAUGAAGGAGAUUGGAACCUUUACUGGCGUUCAUCUGCCUUCCGCAACUCAGACUAUGAGAACAUCACUCCCUGGCAGAGGCUCAAUCACCACCCAAAGACAGUGGGCAUUACCCGCAAGGACUGGCUGGCACGGAAUUUGAGGAGGAUGAGGGGCACAUUUGGCUCAGCACUUUACAACUUCAGUCCGACCGCUUUCAAUCUCCCUAAUGACUAUGUAAGAUUUUUGGAGGAGUACUCAACGCACCGUUUAGCAAAUGGUGGUAAGGGCGCUUACUGGAUCUGCAAGCCAGUGGAUCUUUCAAGAGGGAGAGGCAUAUUCAUUUUUGAAGAUAUAAAAGACUUAGUUUAUGACUGCCCUGUCAUUGUGCAGAGAUAUAUUAGCAAUCCACUUUUAAUCUCGGGCUAUAAAUUUGACCUUCGGAUAUAUGUUUGUGUGAAGAGCUUUAGUCCCCUCACUAUCUAUAUGUACCAGGAAGGCUUGGUUCGUUUUGCAACUGAGAAAUUCAACCUUGGUGCUCUGAACAACCUCUUCUCUCAUCUAACCAACACCAGCAUUAACAAAUUCGGGCCUUUCUACUCAACGGAUAAAGAACACAUAGGACAAGGUUGUAAGUGGACGCUUAGCAAAUUCCGCUGCUUUUUACAGAGCUUGGGAAUUAAUGAGCUACUGCUUUGGCAAAAGAUCAACAACAUUGUAACUCUCACUCUUCUAACCAUUGCCCCGUCCAUUCCCUCGAGUCCCAACUGUUUAGAGCUGUUUGGGUUUGAUAUCCUGAUCGAUGAGAAGUUCAAACCCUGGUUGCUGGAAGUCAACUACAGCCCUGCUCUUUCGCUGGAUUGCCCUGCUGAUGUAACUGUAAAAAAAGGACUCAUCAACGACCUCAUUGACCUUUUGAACUACAAAGAAAUUGACAGCCUUCGACAGAGGGGAUGCUUGAGACAAAAGUAUAGGACCCCUUGCUAUUUAGGAAGUCAGAUUCUGCAGGCCAAAACCCCUCCGGUGCUCCUGCUCCCAAAGUCACUGUAUGAACCUUCUUGCAAUGAGAGGUGUCAGAGUCAUUCUUGCUUGUGCAGUAGGGGAGGAUCACCAGAGUCCUGUGGAACAGCGCAGGGGCGAUGGCAUCAUUCAAAUGAGAACUUGAAUUCUGCCCUUCAGUUAACCCUGGGAUCGAGCUUUAAACCAGUGACUCGUUAUUGCAGUAGGAAGACACGUUCCCUUCUUUCACAGAAGCCAGAGCCUUUUGACUGUUCAAAGGCAUAUCAUUUGGAGUCAGAGAGUGAGGAUGGAUCGUGCGUUUCAACUCCCGACAUGGUGAAGGAAAACUCAAAGCAAAAGUCAGGUAGUCCUGUGAAGUUACCACCAAUUCAUGAACAUAAGUACAAACCUCCUAUAUAUCCCUCGGAUUACACAAUUCAAAACAAGAGUGUACCCCCAAGCCGUGUGGGCGAUUUCAUUCUGACGUUUCCCUUUAACGAGGUCACUUUGAAAGGCUCACAGAAGAAGCUCAACAUCAAGAUGGCCAUACAGGAAGUUCACAAACUCACCAGUCAGCUCAUCUCCUCCUGUGGUAAGAAAGGAAAACCAAGAAAAGAGGAGAGCAACACCACUUUAGGAGGAGAGAGCAAGCUCGAGUCUCUGUUCUGGGGGCCAAGGAUCCCUCCUGCUCUGAGCGAAUGCUGCUUCAAAACUUGACUAAUCUGUCAUUUCAAUUCAUAAUAAUAUGCUCAUCACAUCAGGUCAGAAAUGACAACACAGUGAGACCCAGCUCUUUAAAUGGUCAAUAAAUAACCCACAGCUUGCUCUUUCUAUCUUGGUGUCUGGUUGUGAAACAAGAGAACUGUAAGGUCAGGUCACAAGGACACAAGUCUUCCUGAAUACUGUAUCUGUGUUGUCAUGUAGGAAAGGCAUAUGCCACUUCAUGAAUAAUAAGUUAUCUUGCGCAGUAGUAGAUAUUUGGUGGCUUCAGUGGAAGAAGUUCAAAAUGUUACAAAUAAUCAAUCAGGCUAUAAUUUUACCCAACAAAUAACAACAACUUUGCUUGCAAUUUAGCAAACAGAUAUGUUGCUUUAUGGACAUAUGCUUGUAAAAUGGAGGAUGUGGUCUUAAAAUGUUGUCAUCAGCUCGUAGAUGCAAUCUCUGAUCGCUCUUCUCUGAGCACUGCAUUUUUGGCAAGAGGCCAGUAUUAUCCGAUUCACGUUUUAGCAUGUUUCAACAUGUUGAGCCGUUAAUCCUUUAAUUACGUGACACCUGCUGGUAUCUUGUUUUAACACGGGCUGUAUGGUGUUGUCAGAGCUUAGUCUACACAGUGCCCUAGAAACAACAAUUGUCUGGAUCAACAGAGUUUCUAGAACAUGAAGGAAAUGUCCCUUAUUCAGAGGAACAUCAAUCAGUUGAUAUGCUGAGUACAUUCAGCAGCACCCAUGGAGAUGUCUUUACUUCAGAAUAAUAACUGAUUCAGACAUUUCACCGUUUAAAGCAGUUAUAGAGUGGAACUCAUUGAGUUUUAAAACGCAGAAUAUUUUAUAUACACGGUGUAUUCAAAACUGUAGAAGAGAGAUCUCAACCAUGAAACAUAAUCCCAAUUUCAAGAUUUGUAUACAGAGUAAAAAACGUGAGGGUUUGCUACGGUCAAAUGGUUCUGAACACCAGGCCAGUGAUUGCCUGGAAAAAUAAGGGACUGUGCAAGUGCAAUUUAAUAAGAUGCUUCCUUGUAAUCAGUUUCUCUGAGCUCAUAAAUAAAAAAUGAAGCAAACUACUGAAGCUAAAUCAAGUUGUAACACUUAUGUUUGUGUGAGAGGACGUCAGGCAUCUUCAUUACAGUGGUAUGAAUUAGUAAUGACAGCCCGAGUCCAUAAUCUGACACUGGGUUUUGUUCACCUGCAUAAAUUAUUCCUGCCAUGGUGAAGGACCACUUAAAAACCCAUUUCACGCUUGAAUAAGUUGAUAGAAUUGAAAUUUAGCUGAAACAGUUGGGUGUUAGUCUAAAGAGAUUUCAAUUACAAGGAAUAAAGUUAGAUGAAAAGAAGAGAAAAGUUAUUUGAAAUGGCAGGAAUGAAGAUAUCUAGCCACGGGGGGCAGUGUCAAGGGUUCAUUGUUCAAGUUAGCAGAGGUAUUGUUUAAAUGCAUGCCAUUACACCAUAGCACACAGCAUCUGCACAUCUCAGGUCAUCAAGUGACACAUGAGUAGAGAUGUGGAAAGACAAUCAGACACAUCUCGACUGACUACAACAUGUCUGCUCGAUCUCUGCUUCUCACCCUGCCAUGCGUGUCGCAUUCUUUUACACGCCACGAUCACCUGUACUCUUAUCUCCCUUUGAAAGCUCACUUGCAUUCAGGUGUAACGUUGCAACACUCACACAUCAAAUUAUAGGCGAUCUGCACAGUGCUGUUGUUAUGGCAUUAUCAAAGGUUUGUAGGGUCAUAUUUUGUACUUGUAGAUGAACUACUUAAACAUGAGGCUAAACGUGACAAGGUUUGGUUGGAAUGUCUCAGGUUGCACAGGUAGAACUGGCUGAAUUUCAUAGAAAAAUGCUUCCGUAUAUAAGAACUACAUUUUGAUUUCAGCCAAAUAUGACGAUUGCUGCUACUCAACGAGCGGCGAUGAAAUAUUUUCAUUACAUUACUUCAUUACAUGUUAAUUACAAAUGAGGCUGUAUUCGUAUUCUGAGAUACUGUCUUUAUACAAGCCAGAACUAUAUAUAAUGCUCUAGCCUUAAAAGUAAUAUAAUGCAUUUUUUAAAACCAUUUUUUCAAGGUAUGUAUUUUUUUAGUAAAUAGUUUUUAUGAAAUCCUCAAAAUCAUUUUGAUAUUUGCUAUUGUUCCCACAAAGCCACCUAGGCUAUGUAGAUUUAUGCAUUGACAAAUGUCAAUCAGAAGCUUUUAAAGAAUUUUGAAAUACAUCAUAGUGCAUAGUUUUCAAACACCUGUGUGAGAAAAUGAGGCCAUUAAUUUUUUUCAGCCUCUAGAUGGAAACCUUGAGUUACACAAUGUAAUAUCCCAAACUUUGCAGGCUCAAAAUUUCACAGGCAUUGUGAUGACACAGUCUUACCAACCUUCCUUACCUUAGAUGUAGCAGGGUAUUACUUGCUGACUUUCAGUAACAGUACAUUUUCAUGACAAGAACUGAACAGACUUCUUGCAAAAUAAUAUAAAAUAUUUGAAUCAGAAACCGUUGCCAGUGGCAGCGGUCAUUUAUUUUUUGCUGCAGACAUCAUGAAAAAAUUAUCUGACCUCAGUUGGUAUGGCCCAUUCAAUUCAAUGGAUUUUUUUAUAACAUUCCGGAGCAGUUUAAUAAAUUCUAUUAAGAUCUAAAUGAUCUCUCAUCUCUCUCCCAGCUGUGUAGUCAGCUCAUCAAAACUAUCUGACCAUCAAUCAAGAAAUUGGAAUAUUGAUUCAAAGAUUGAUCCUAGUAUGACAUUUUAGGAUUUUAGAUUAAAAUGCUUUAUAAAUUGUAGAGUAGCAGAAGCCCAUUGCUCUAUUAGACAUGAAUCGUAUGUUCAGUGGAUACUGAAGUACCGUACUGUCUGUGGAUGGAAAGUGCUUUAGAUUUGGGUCCCCUAACAACUUCUUUAUGUCAGAUUCAUUGAAGUAUGGAGCAGCAGUGAAUUUUACCCAUUUCAAAUCUCAGUGUUAAGUAGUCAGUCUCCAGUCAGUUCAAUUUGACAACCAGGAUGGUUGGCCUGGUGCAGUGGAUGAUGGGUGAGGAGGGAUGGGUGGAGAGGUUUCCUCCCAAUUUACCAUUAAGGCUAGCUUGAUUAGCAGAUUUGUUCGAAGCCUGAAAGUGUUAGUAUAUUCCCACAAUUCAAUUUAUUAAAAUGUAUAUUAAUAUAAUAAAUUGAUCAAAUAGAUAAGUAAAUAGAUAAAAGCCAUGCUGUUUGUCUUCAAAGAGAAGUUUGCAUUCUCACCAUGCUUUGCCUUGCUUUGCUUUUAUAUUCAUCCCCUAGAUUUCAAGGCAGUCUAUUUAUUUACUGAAAUAAAAUCCCUAUUUUUGUAAUCUCUGUUGUCUGUCUCCACUUUCUGUUGUGGCCCACGAGUCCCAUUGAAUUACAUACCUUACAUUCAGUCCUAAAGAUUGUUUUCAUUUUGCACAGCCAACCAAGAGGCCUCAUCGAUAUUCACAUCAAAUGUCUUAUAAACCUCCAACAGCAGAUAUAAACUUUAUAAAUAUCAUAUUGUGUAUCAAAUGUUUAGGUGAAAUGCAAAAAUGUAUGGGCGGACAUUAUACUGGCAUCACUAGCAUAACUGAAAAAAGAAAUGGUCAUGAAAACCUGUUAUGAGGAUAUAUAUUAUAUUGAGAACAUGUAUAAAACAAACUCAAAGCAAACACCAACAUGAAGAAUGUAAAUGAAAAAUCAAACUACAGAAAUGAAGGAAGAAUAAAGCAAUGAGGGGGCCAAGCAGCCCAGCAGGCCAGAGUUGCCAUGGGAACUCGAUGUCAUUAUGUCAAAGGCAUGGUUGCAAGCACUCACAGCAAGUUUCAUGUCAAUUAUGUCAAUUUGGAAGAUAAAUGAGCUCACUUCCUGUUCGAUAGACUGUAACGGACAAAUAACGUCUGAUAACUUUUGUGAGGCUUUGUCUGAAGAUGACCUGUGCCAAGUGGGGUGAAGAUUCGACAAGGUUUGUGGACAGUGAAAACGUAAAAGUUUUUUUAUUAAAUUCAAUUUGGCGGCCACAUAAAUUUGGUUGACAUGAUACGGUUCAAAAGUUACGUGCAUACACGUAGGUCCAACUUUGAGUAGUCAUGCUACAGGCGCAGACAUGAAACUUGGUGAAAAUAAUCAGGGUACUGUCCCCAGUAUGUUUGCCAAAUGUUAAAACUUCUUUACCAUACAGUUCUAGGGGCUGCCAUAGACUCCCUAACCA